Molecule: messenger RNA, 507 nt
Organism: Knipowitschia caucasica
Lineage: Eukaryota; Metazoa; Chordata; Actinopteri; Gobiiformes; Gobiidae
Source: the annotation of a GenBank genome assembly
AUGGUCCCUGUGAGUCAGUAUCUGCAAGUCCCUGUGAGUCAGAAUCUACAGGUCCCUGUGAGUCAGUAUCUACAGGUCCCUGUGAGUCAGUAUGUCCCUGUGAGUCAGUAUCUACGGGUCCCUGUGAGUCAGUAUCUACGGGUCCCUGUGAGUCAGUAUCUGCAGGUACCUGUGAGUCAGUAUCUACAGGUCCCUGUGAGUCAGUAUGUCCCUGUGAGUCAGUAUCUACGGGUCCCUGUGAGUCAGUAUCUGCAGGUACCUGUGAGUCAGUAUCUACAGGUCCCUGUGAGUCAGUAUCUACAGAUCCCUGUGAGUCAGUAUCUACAGAUCCCUGUGAGUCAGUAUCUGCAGGUACCUGUGAGUCAGUAUCUGCAGGUACCUGUGAGUCAGUAUCUACAGGUCCCUGUGAGUCAGUAUGUCCCUGUGAGUCAGAAUAUACAGGUCCCUGUGAGUCAGUAUGUCCCUGUGAGUCAGUAUCUACAGGUCCCUGUGAGUCAGUAUUUGUAG